This is a messenger RNA of Fusarium verticillioides 7600, 1658 nucleotides long. RefSeq names its product 50S ribosomal protein L26e. Gene Ontology annotation, cellular component: cytosolic large ribosomal subunit; ribosome. Gene Ontology annotation, molecular function: RNA binding; structural constituent of ribosome. The record is from RefSeq and is a predicted model, not a curated record. The transcript has 3 exons. Gene Ontology annotation, biological process: ribosomal large subunit biogenesis; cytoplasmic translation. Bases 126 to 536 code for a protein of 136 amino acids. Lineage: Eukaryota; Fungi; Ascomycota; Sordariomycetes; Hypocreales; Nectriaceae.
CGUGCCCGCACAAAGUCCACUAAAAUCCGCACAUUUUCAGAAUUUUUUUUCGUUUUGUCAAUCCGUUCUUCAUCGCCCAACGCUCAACUAACUCACCAGCGUCGUCCUCGCCAACCACCGACAAAAUGGUCAAAGUCAGCACCAACGUUUCGUCUUCUCGACGCAAGAGCCGUGCCGCUCACUUCAAGGCUCCCUCUGACCAGCGCCGUGUCAUCAUGAGCGCUCCCCUCUCCAAGGAGCUCCGUGAGAAGUACAACGUCCGCUCUAUCCCCAUCCGAAAGGACGACGAGGUCACCAUUGUCCGUGGCUCCAACAAGGGCCGUGAGGGCAAGAUCACCUCCGUGUACCGUCUCAAGUACGUUGUCCACAUCGAGCGUAUCACCCGCGACAAGGCCAACGGCCAGUCCGUUCCUCUGGGCAUCCACCCCUCCAACGUUGUCAUCACCAAGCUCAAGCUUGACAAGGACCGUGAGGACAUCCUGGCCCGCUCCAAGGUUGGCCGUGAGCUCGCUGCCAACAACAAGGUCACCGCUUAAGCGAUGAACUUUGUCGAGCAAUAACAAAAACCAAACCACCAAAACUUUCAAGACGACAUGAUCAAACCUCUCCUACCUGGCGAGGACGAAUCUUUGUUUCUUUUUUCACCACUCACAGAAUCACGACAUGAAUGUGAGCAACUCAAAGGGCAAAAGUUGAUGAGGAAAUGGGCAUUUUACUCCGGCGUUCUAACGAUACCUACGUGCUUUUCCUUCUGACCGCACGGUACCUGGUCUACAGCAGGGUAGAUGAAUUGAGAAUUUUUAGGGUUCUCAAUGGCCAUUUCACUCAACUGGUGAAAUGCUCCAUGGGAGGUUUAUCCCGAAGUCUUGACCUGCUCUCCCCACAUGCACAUUCGCGAGUACCCUCGUGAUGUUAUGUCGGACAGGUGGCUGACCCAUCUGUCCUCUCGUAGGAUGCUAACACAAAUACCAUCAGACGCAUUCAAUUCAAUGUCUGUCUGCCGUAGACUUCAGUCGCACUCGGGUGCGCCUCUGCACGGUAAGUCGUAGACUUCACUUUGUCCACCGCUAGGAUAUCUCCGCGUCAACCACUUAGAUCCAUGGUUUUCGAGGUAUACGUCUAGCGAAGAGUAAACCCGACAGGACCCAACUACUAUCAUGGGGUCCUGUUCUCCCUAGAAGAUUUUCACCGAGUUGCCAAUGAGGCUGGAAAUUUGAAGGUGAGGUACAUUCUUUCAGCCUAAAGGUAGUUUUCCUAGUAUUAUGCAAUCAAACAUGAUUCUCUUCUCAUUCACAUAUAUCUUUGUCAUUCAGUUGUCCCGGCGGGUCGUACUUGGCCACCAGUCCUAGGUGUUUGGGGAAUAAACGGGACGCUUUUUGGUGGUGAGCACACACAAGAAUUCCUGAUUAUUUUCCCGAUCCGAAGCGCAGUUGUCGAGCUUACUGGGAGGUGUUCCAGCGGGGAGGUUGGGGAAUAAGAAACGACGAUGAAAUUGGUGGAUCGUCAGCGAAUUUUGGUGUAAGUCAAACCGGUCAAGGCUGUAUAUCUCCUCUGAGGGGUUUCUUUCACCGAACCAGUGCAGGAAGAGUCUAAUAGCAAGCAAAUAUUUGUGAGCAAACGUAUCUAACAUAAGAGUACUAUGAAUAUAAUCCAUGCCC